Messenger RNA from Triticum aestivum (bread wheat), 785 nucleotides. RefSeq lists its product as uncharacterized. The coding region runs from base 106 to 741 and encodes 211 amino acids. The record is from RefSeq and is a predicted model, not a curated record. Lineage: Eukaryota; Viridiplantae; Streptophyta; Magnoliopsida; Poales; Poaceae. The transcript has 2 exons.
AAGUUGUCAACCACCCUAUCCAGUGAACUUCAGCGGCAACUGUUUCAAACAAGACUAAAGAAUAAAAGAAGAGGGAAAGCCAGCUUUGCAGCACUCAAACUCGACAUGAGCAAGGCGUACGAUCGAGUUGAAUGGAGUUUCUUGAGGGACAUGAUGAUAAAGAUGGGGUUUAACUCUUCUUGGGUCAAGCUCAUUAUGAACUGCGUCACCACGGUUCGUUAUCAAAUAAAGAAAGCGGAGGAACGUGGAAAAAUAAUAGGCAUCAAAGUAUGCAAAAGAGCUCCAAGCAUUAAUCAUCUCCUCUUUGCAGAUGAUUCUUUACUGCUCUUCAAAGCUGAAAAUAGGACUGCAAUAGAGAUAAAUCAUAUCCUGGAGACAUAUGCUGGUUGCUCAGGUCAAGUAAUCAAUAAGGAGAAAUCUGCCAUAAUGUUUAGCAAGAAUACCCAGCAUCAGCAGAAGAAUAUGAUCAUGUCAGCAUUGCAUAUUACAAGGGAGGCAAGAACAGAGAAGUAUUUAGGGCUGCCAGUGUACAUAGGAAGAUCAAAAGAAAAGGCAUUUGCCUACCUCAAAGACAAAAUUUGGAGGAAAGUUCAAGGAUGGAAAGAAAAAAUGCUCUCAACGGCGGGUAAAGAGAUUCUAAUAAAGGCCGUAGCCCAAGCAGUCCCGGUCUUUGCAAUGGCAUGUUUUGAUCUGACCAAGACUUUAUGUAACCAGAUUAGUGAGAUGAUCUGCAGAUACUGAUGGAGUAAUAUGGACAAAGAACAUAAAAUCCAUUGGGUUAGUCG